Messenger RNA from Oreochromis aureus, 3051 nucleotides. Its product is annotated as flavin-containing monooxygenase 5-like. The coding region runs from base 118 to 1824 and encodes 568 amino acids. The record is from RefSeq and is a predicted model, not a curated record. Gene Ontology annotation, molecular function: N,N-dimethylaniline monooxygenase activity; flavin adenine dinucleotide binding; NADP binding. NCBI's taxonomy places the organism in Eukaryota, Metazoa, Chordata, Actinopteri, Cichliformes, Cichlidae. The transcript is spliced from 11 exons.
AGUUUAGGUCAUGGGAGCUUUCACACUUUCACACACCGCUUAACGCCCGACAGUGGCUAAACAGGACCGACAAGCAUAUAACUGAAGAAGUGUCUUUCCAUACCCAAGUGUUCAGCAAUGGUUCGACGUGUGGCAGUAGUUGGAGCAGGCAGUUCUGGUUUGGCCUGUAUCAAGAUCUGUGUGGAUGAGGGGCUCGAACCCGUCUGCUUUGAAAGCAGUGAUGACAUUGGCGGCUUGUGGAAUUUUAGAGAGACACCUGAGCCAGAGCGAACCAGCAUCUACCGGUCCUUGGUGGUCAAUACCUCCAAAGAAAUGAUGUGCUUCAGUGAUUUUCCAAUGCCUGCUGACUAUCCCAACUUCAUGCAUAACUCACAGCUUCUGCAGUACUUGAGGCUCUACGCUGAACACUUUGACCUGCUUAGAUACAUUAAUUUUCAGACCACAGUGAGGAGUGUUUUGCAAAGGACGGAUUUCUCUCUAUCCGGCCAAUGGGAAGUAGUGACCAUAAACAAGAACGGACAGGAAGAGAGGCACAUCUUUGAUGCUGUUCUGGUGUGCUCAGGUCACUACACCCAUCCAACAUUACCAUUGUCUGACUUUCAAGGGCAUGAAACUUUUUCUGGCAGGUGUCUUCACAGCUGGGAAUAUAAAGAUGCAGAUGCCUUCACAGGAAAAAGGGUGGUGGUGGUCGGCAUUGGCAAUUCUGGAGGUGAUAUUGCUGUGGAGAUUAGCAGAUCGGCCGAGAAGACCUUUCUCAGUACACGUCAAGGGGCCUGGGUGAUGGGCAGGAUGUCCACCAAUGGCGUUCCUCUCGACAUAGCAGUAAUCAAACGGAUAAACAAUGUCCUCUUCCAGUUGCUCCCCAAGACUUUGGUCAACUGGGUAGCAGAGAGAGCACUGAACAAUAAAUAUGACCACAGAUUGUAUGGUCUAAAACCCAAACACAGACUAAUGGAGAGAAAGCCUAUAAUCAAUGACGAUCUCCCAGGGCGAAUCCUUCAGGGGGCAAUAGUCAUGAAGCACAAUCUGGAAGGGUUCAAGGACUCUAGAGUUGUAUUUGAAGACGGCACGGUGGAGGAGAACAUUGAUGCUGUGGUGUUUUGCACAGGUUACAUUGGAAAGUUCCCAUUCCUACCAUCAACUCUGUCAGAAGGACCAUAUGAAGAGGUGACACUGUACAAGAGAGUGUUUCCUCCAUCCCUGCAUCCUCCCACACUGGCUGUCAUGGGACUUUUCCAAGCAAAAGGUCCAAUCAUGCCUACAGUGGAAAUGCAGGCUCGCUGGGCUGUUAAGGUCUUUUUAGGUCAGAGUCGUCUUCCACCCAAAGAGAAAAUGCUGGAUGUCAUUGAGUCUGAGAGGAGGAGAAACAUGCAAAGCUAUCCCUGUCCACGCCAGGCUGUUCUACAGGUUGAUUACAUCCCAUAUCUGGAUUUUAUGGCUGGGGAAGUAGGUGUUCGACCAAAACUCCUGAGGCUUUUUCUGAGAGACCCUGCGCUCUGGGCAAAGGUCUUCUUUGGUCCCUGCACACCUUAUCAAUAUCGUCUUAGUGGGCCUGGAAACUGGUCUGGUGCCAGACAAGCUAUCUUCACUCAGUGGGAGCGGGUUGCUCAACCGUUCAGAACCAGAGAAAUACCAGAGAACACCAGUAAAUUUGGCUUGUGUUCUCCACUGAUGCUCACAUUCACAGGAACUGUAAUAAUAGUUGUGCUUUUUUCUAAAGACAAGAUCGUUCCGACCCUGGAAGCUGUUACUGAGAUGCUGAACAAAAGCACAGUUUUUCUGAGGGAGUUGUGGUUCAGCCUACCACAGAAUCCUGAUAUGUAAUGCAAUGAUUGACUUAAUUAACAUAAUAACAAUUUUAAUGACAAAUUUAUUUAAAAUGGAUUAAAGGGAAAAGAAAACUGUGAAUUACAGAAAAUCACUUUUUUUUUUAAUUUCUCUGCAUUCAUUUCCUGCUGGCCUGCAGGGAAAGAGUGAGAUAAAUUAGGAGUCUCCUUUUCUUGAUGUAGUAUAAAAAUCAUGUGCUGCAAUUAUGUAAUAUUAUACGGUUGUAAAAGUACCUUCCGGUUCCAAAGGUCUGCAUAAUCUUCACACUGAGGCCUGCAAAUGCCAAAAAAAAAAAACCUAAAAUGCUCAAUCGCAAAAGGAAAAGAGAAGUCAUGCACACUACAGUGCAGUUGGAGUGAUUCUUAAAAAUUAUGUGGUUCAUACAAACGGAUGGAAGUCUGAAAUAAAAGAGGAAAUUAAGUUUAUAUGUACAAGGCUCAUAUUGGUAGAGAAAAUGAUAACCAACUGCAGAAGAUUUUGUUAAUGUAAUGUUUAGUGAUACAUAACAGUGCAUUAUUUGUAUUUUGAUUGACUCCUUAAUAUGGUGAAUGGCCUGCAGUUCAUAACAGGGUCCACUGGGUGUAGAUGUAUCACUAAAUGCAUAUCUAAAUGUAGAUGCACCAUCAAAUUGUUUGCUUUGAAAGUUUUACUUUAGAUUAUACCUUUGGUUUCUGUUAACUUAAAAAAUGAACCUCUUUUAGAGCAAGAAGAAUGUGUGAGCAGGCAGAAAUGAAAAUUAUAAUUUUUAUAUGUCAAAUACAGAUGGCUGAAUGACUCAAGGACAAAUUUAUUAAUGUAUUAAAUUAAUUAAUAAUUAAUUAAGGGGAAAUAGGAGGAAAACCUGCCUGUAAAGAACAAAAGAAAACCUGCAAAGUGUUAUGCAAGGGGUGGCACACGUUGUCGGUUGUCCCUCGGUGACCCUGUGAAAAACAUAUUACCUCAUUGGGUACUGAUGAUGAUAGCAGUGUGUGCCAUUUAAAAUAUAUGAAAAUGGAAAUGCACCAUUUUCUACCUGCAGUUCUUCUUGUCAAACACCCAUGAAAAGUAAUAAAUACAUUGUCCAAAAUACUGAAAAAAAUGUUUAUUUUAUAUAUAAAGCUGUGUUCUUUUGUGGUUCAGGAUAUGAACACUCAAAAUCAUCCUGGAAGAAAGUAUUUUAAUUUGCAUUGUUUCUUUUGACAGAUUUGAGCCUAAAACUGAAAAAAAAAUAUGAUCUAAAAAGCA